UAGAGAAUAUGGUUUACGCGCAGGGGCGGGAAGCCCGCAAUGCGGUUACUUACGGGCGACUCACAGAAGGCUCCAGAAGUGCUGGAUUGGAGGCGGCGCGCUCAAUUUAAUGACCUUUCGGUCAUCUAGCACGUAUAAAAGGAUCCCUCCACUACCCUCUAUUUCUUCCACACCACGAGAACUCUCCAGCCAGACCACACCACCACCACUUCUCAGCAGACUAAGAAGCUCCCCAAACCCAAUCUCUACCUACAACAAGAACAUCGUUUCCAGCUCAAGCAUACUACAGCCACUCAGCCAAUCAAAAGUUGCAACGCUUUCAUAUACUCAGUUCAUCGCCUUUCUAUAAACGCCACGGAACCCGCUCUUAUCCACAAGGACAUGGCCCGCCGUCAGAACAUGCACUACCAUCAGCAUCUCCAUCAGUACUAAAACCUGCGUCAAAACAAUUACUUCGGAGACCUAGAUGAGGAGCGACACAGCCGAAAAGUCCCGCAAGCUCUGGACGUUGGCCGUCACCAAGGUGUACAGUUCGGCCGCUACCAAGGUGUCCAGUUCGGCCGUCACCACGGUGUUCAGUUUGGUCGUCAACAAGGGCUUCCAUAUGGCCGUCAACAAGGGCUUCAAUAUGGCCGUCAACAAGGCGUCGAAUACGGGCGGCGUCAGGGAAUGGGACACGCCCAGAAUUUCUUUGAACACGGGCAGCGUGAACGCUUUGCUCAAGCCCACUCAGUGGGCUAUGAAGACGGACAUCACGCCGGCCACCUCGAAGGCCGUGAUCUCUGGGGCCCGAACGGUCCGAAACAACCAGGACUUCCCACGACUGAAGACAAACUUAAGAAGGCGCGCUGGGCCGGCUACAAGCAGGGCCGGGAGGAUUGGGGAUCGGAUGUCGCUGCGAUUCAGCGGCAGCGAGAACAGCAGCGGGGGCAGCAGUCUGGACAACUUCGACCAACCCACUAGCGCCGCCAAUCUACUCACGGGAAUGGUUACGUUGACCACGGAUACACUUCGCAGGGAUACGAAGAACCAGAUGACGACGAGCCGCUCUCAGCCUCUAUGGGACGGAUGCGUCUGGAUGGACCUGAACACGGUUAGCGUCCUCUGCGAGGCCGUGGAGCUUCUAUGGGGGCUGGCUAUGAUCAGCAGGUUGCCCGUCGUCCGCCGAUGCCUAUGACUGAGCGUCCACGUUCGCAGCAUGACUACGGAGGAGGACACAGUGGCCAGGAGUCCGGACGCGGACAACGCCAGGUUGGUGGACCUCGAUUUGGACAACGUGGUAUGCUGGAAUCCAAUUGGGAUCAUCAGCAGUGGUAGGGUCUCAAGGAGUCGAGACGAAAAUGUGAAUAGGGCGUUACCUUCCUGGCCUAUCACAGAUGUUCUAGAUCAGAUCUAGUUGCUUCUUUUAGUCUAUUAUAGGCUAGCAAUAACACAGGUCAGAUCCAGGGCUAUGCCCCGACUAAUUGGUGGCUUCAAGUAGCUAAUACAGUGUCGGUCUGCUUGAGUGCUUCCACUAGGGUAAAUUGUUUUCUAUAUUCAUUUUCCCCCGAAAAAAUAACCUCUCAACGCCACAUCUCAGGCUCUUCAUUGUCACCUCGCCAUAGUAAAACGCUAGCCCUUGUGCUUUUUCAAAUCUAAAACCUAUCGCGUUUC
Messenger RNA from Mytilinidion resinicola, 1653 nucleotides. RefSeq lists its product as uncharacterized. NCBI's taxonomy places the organism in Eukaryota, Fungi, Ascomycota, Dothideomycetes, Mytilinidiales, Mytilinidiaceae. The transcript has a single exon. The record is from RefSeq and is a predicted model, not a curated record. The coding region runs from base 467 to 1177 and encodes 236 amino acids.